AUGGCCGCCUCCUCUCAGUCGUCUUUAGUCGGAGUGGAUUAUUUCUUCUACCAGGACCAAGAAAAACCAAAGCCACAACCCACCAAUGUCAUGCUAUUGGAACAGAUCGUUGAAUUGCGUAAAGAAAUGAAAGAGUCUCAAGAAAAACAUCGAUUAGAGACAGAUCUUUUAGUAGAAGAGUUGAGGCUAUGCCGACAGGAGAUCAAGGACUUGCAAAUAGACUUGCGAAACGACUUCGGUCAGCGGAUGACUGCAGUAAGUGAUAAUAUUACAGCCCGAAUGCAUAAUCUUUCCCACAAGCCCGUGGUCGAUAAAAUGCAGCCUGUUCUGAACGCGAAGACGGAAGCCAUGGUUCGUGUUAACUCGUCGGGAGUUUCGGAGAAUCAUACUAAGAUCGACAAGCCGAACUUUCGACUUGAUGCAUUUGGUCACACUUUUGGAAGUUUGAUUCACCGGUACAAGCAUUCCGAUUUUUUGUCGACUUAUUUUCUCUUUCUCUUAUCCAUGAAACUUUGUUACAUUAUGCUGGGACCUGCCACUUCUAUCACCGACUUUCAUCGCCAAUUCCCACCAGUCAAGGCCGCGAUGGCAGCGCCUACAGAUUGGGUAGCUUUCAACGCAGCAUCCACGCGUAUUUCUCAAUAUGCAAGCCAACUCGCGGAAACUGUCGAAGCUGCAGCCGGUAUUCCUACCGAUAUCGAAGUCGUACAAGCGGAACUCAAACGAGUUGAGGAGCAAUCAAUCAACGCAAUGUUGUUACAGCUUUUGCAGGGCCUAGGAAGUGAGCUGAAGGAGAUGAGGCAAGAAAUGCAGCAGUUGAAGAAUGAUAUCCGCGAGCAGCAACAGAAGAUCAAGAAGGAAUUGAAGGACGAAAUCCGCGAACAACAACAGAAUACGAAAAGAGAGUUGAAAAAUGACAUCAGUGGGCAGAUGCAGAAGACGAGAAAAGAUUUGCAAAUUGAAAUUGACCAGACUGAGAAGAAUCUCAAAUGGAAAAUGGGGAGUGAGACGGCCGAGACGAAAGCUGAAGUCGCGAAAAUGCGAAAUUGUAUUCAGACGAUGACCAGAGAUAUGCAACAAAGUAUGGGGGACAUGCGAAGUGAGAUGCGUGAGGUGAUGAAGCAAUUGGAAGAGAGAAAGACUACGAAUGAUGACCAACCUCGUAGGCUCGGAAACAGCGCAUCACAAAUUAGAUACGCUAGCGACAGCGGGGAAAAUAUGGCGUGUCCUUUCUCCUAA
Messenger RNA from Glarea lozoyensis ATCC 20868, 1239 nucleotides. RefSeq lists its product as uncharacterized. The transcript is spliced from 5 exons. NCBI's taxonomy places the organism in Eukaryota, Fungi, Ascomycota, Leotiomycetes, Helotiales, Helotiaceae. The record is from RefSeq and is a predicted model, not a curated record. Bases 1 to 1239 code for a protein of 412 amino acids.